AUGUCGGGCGAAAAAGAGGGCGAAAUGCAGAGUUCUAAGCCGAAAAAAUCUUAUGAAUUCGACGACCUUUUAGCCAUGGUUGGCGGCUUCGGUCGAUAUACCUUUCUUCUUUAUGCAUUCAUGUGUGUAAUGUCUCUUCCCAUCGGACUACAGCAUCUGGUCCAAGUGUUUUACGGUGCCACCCCAAAGUAUUCCUGCGUUGCUUUUUCGAACGCAGAGGGAAACAAAACUUGUACCGUUCUGAAAGGUGGAACGUGCUGUGAAAAAUGCACCGACUACAACUUCAGUAAUCGUUUGACUAGUGCAGUCACUGAGGUAAGGGGUACUUCUUAAUUGACUUACGAUCCCUUAGAUUCACCAGUUUCGAACAAUAAGCUGAUAAGAAAUAAACCUGAAUAUUAAAGUAAUUGCUUCUCUGUACAGUUUACACCGUCACCUGAAAAAGUAUUCCCGUACUUCUAAAGAGAGCUAUAGAAGGAUGAAGUGAAACUAUCUAUCAUACAGUUGUCAUAUGAUAUAAGAAAACUAAUCAAACUUCACCUCUGAUUUUCUUUUAAAAUUGUGAAUUAUACCUUCAGAUAAACCUUCUCAUAAAAGCCGCUAAGUAUACGAGUCCAAUUAUCGAGGCUGAGCUGAAAUCAAAUUACCGGAAAUUGGAAAAAUAUUCUUUUAUUAAUACUUUCAUAAUUUUCUUGCAGUUCUAUUUACACUGCACGCUAAAUGUCCCGUCGGAAACACCAAAAUGACACCGCAAAACUUCUGUUUUUCUUGCUUGGUUAUAUAUACUUGUACUUAACUCGUCGACACACCGAAACUCGAACAUAGAGUUUACUUACUCUGUAAUGAAUAAAGAUUAUUUCUUUUGCAAUACACGUUGUUCUAUUCCCCGUAUACUUUCCUAUGUCACAGCCAGUAUUUCAAUAUAAGUUUCAAUAUUUUAUUCUUGUCUUUAAAACGGAACUCAGCUUUAUCAGAAUUACAUCCCAAGAUUUCAAAUUUGGUCAAAUUUAACACAAUAACUUUCAAAUCGCAAAAGCUCUGUAGAGAUGAGUGUUUAUUCAGUCGUUUUACAAUUUGUUUUACCGGUAAUUAAACCUUAGAUGGGAAAUACGAAGCUGCUCAAACACUUGCCUUUUCGGUUUGAUUUUUGUAAUUACUUCGGUAGGUUUUUUUAAUUCUAUUUUGUUAUUAUUAUUUCAUUUGUUAUUCCAAAGUACAACAACUACAAUUAUUUUCUUUUACCAAAGAUCGUUUACACCUCCUCUUAGUUAAUUACCUACUCCGAAACACAUUGUCAAGGAUUUAAAUCACAUAUUAUAUACGUUUUUAUGGAAAGGUAAAGAUAAAGUAACAGGUGCGUCAACAAUAAAUAAUUAUGAAGAAGGAGGCAUCAAAAUGGUGGAUAUUGAAAGUUUGAUAAAUCUCUCCGUCUUUCCUGGCUUAAACGAAUAUUUAGUGACAACUCAGGCGCGUGGAAAAACUACCUAGAAUACAUCUUGAGAGAUUCUGGAGGUCUAAUGCUUUUUAAAUGCAAUUAUAAUGUUACGGAUCUUCAAAUUACCUCUACCUUUUAUUUAGAACUACUUAAAUGGUGGUAGGAACGGCUCCAAGAAGAUAACGAUUGGCAUUAUGUAAUUUGGAAUAAUCGAGAUUUUAGAAUAGACGACAAGCCCUUUUUCUACAAGAAAUAUUAGGACAUUGGUAUCUGAGAAAUAGGAGACUUACAUUUUGAUCUCAGCAAUACGGAAUCCUACGAACAGAUCGCAAAAAAAAUGUUAAAAAGACAAACUUCCUUGAAUGGACUAGUAUGAAACAUUCAAUACCAACCAACUUAAAAGUUCUUAAUCGAUCGAUUCGAGUACCUUUAAUGCAAUACCUUCCUUUAAAAUCAAUGGCGGCGUUUUCGACAUAGCAAAAAAGAAAUAAAAAGAUUUUUAUCCUUUUUUGAUCAAAAAGAAGGCUUGUCUCCCAAAUUAUGUACAAAAACUGAAGUUGGAUUUUAAUCUAUCUAAUGACGAUCUCAGAAAGGCAUUUCUCUUGCCCCAUUCUAUCGUGUUUGAACCUUAAAUCAAAGCCUUUCAAUUCUAUACUUUUACCAACUCAAAGUUGUUUAAGAUUGGGUACAGGACAGACAACUUGUACUCUUUUUGCAAAAGGGAAUCAGAAACUAUUAGACAUUUCUCUUGGGACUGCCCUUAUUCGACUCCAUUCUGGAAAUGUGUUGAAUCAUAUUAUUUGGGGUUGCGAAAACAACUAGUUCACCUAACAUUAAAGGAAAUUUGGAUCGGCUUUUUAACUUCCGAAUGCCCCUUGCUUAAUCAUCUUAAUACUUAUAGGGAAAAUAUAUUUAUGAAGUUGCAGAAGGAAUGAAGUACUCCCAACCAUAAACAGUUGUAUAGUUAGAGUAAACGGUAAAUAUGAAAUAGAAAAAUAUAUUUGCACUAAGAAUAAGAGUUUACAAAAAUUAAUGGACAAAUGGACGUUGUAAUCUAGUUAAUUGUCUUCUUUUACAAAAAUGAUUAGUUUCUUCUUUUUUGAAUAGCACUUGUAAAAUAACAGUAGGCAUACCUUGGUGGUGAUUGUGGAAUUGCAUGUGUGCUUAGGUGUGAAGUCCGUUUGUGCAUGUAUGCCUUGUGAUAUUACUUCGGUAGGUUACAGAAGGGAAAUGGUUUAAACUUUCCUAUUCGCAAUUAGCAGAACUAAGAAACGCUGGAAAGUCGUUGAUUGAAUGACACAUAGUCGCUUAUUCACAUCCUUGAUUUCUGUAUGUUAUUAUUGUAAGUACUCAAACUGUUUUAGAUACUUUGGAGAUUAUUUUAUGCCGUUUCUUCACUCCGAAGUAGGCGAAGUAUUGUUCUUGUCUAUGGAAACUGUAUUUGGAAUUUCAAAUUAGUCUAUAGUAUAGUGUACUGAUUUCUAAUCAGUAUUCAAGAGAAAAGCGCGCGGAAUACGUAAUGACUUUUCAUGACACCUGUGUUUACUUAACAUUGAGCGAAAUACUGAGUCGACCUUUUAACUUUUUUUUAAACUUUAAUAUAUUUUCCAUCUAGUUUUUUAUUCUGCUGUAAAUCUCAUUUGAGUUGAAAGAAUCGCCGAGUGUAUAUUUGAACUGCAUUAACAUAUCGAGAACACAUAUAAGCGAGCUUGUACAUUGUUCAAUUUGAAUUACUUGAGUUGUCUACGAGUUAACUUCGUGAGAAGAUUAACAUACUUGAAGAGUUCCAGUCCUGUCGAAGUCAUUUCUGCUAAUUUGCUCUACGGACAAGUUACUAACGACCCUGUACCUCUGGCAUUGUUUGUGACGUUGGCCGCGCAGUCCAGCGAAGUGUUCUACCAAGCUUUAGUCCCAUUCCGUCCUUCAGUUAUUCCAAAUCGCCCCGUCAAUUAUCGUUCUAUUUUAGUCCAGCAGAUUGGUGCAGAAUUUUAGAUGAAUUGUGGGAUUUAUGGUAAAAGCAUCAAAUUUGGCACACGGGUAGAGAUACAUUGGGUAAUUAAUUUUAGCUGAGGACCCACCUGGGAUCCGCCCCCUAAUUUGUAUAAUUUAAGGUAGAAGUUUGACCCAGUGGUUGGUUAGCAUGAAAACGAGGCUGACUCGAGACUUGCAUGUUAGCGUGUCAGGGUAUUGUAUAUGAGAAGCAAUAACGCUCACAAAUGAUAAUUGAUAGCCAAAAAGGUUGUCACAGCGAGAAAUGGGGUAAAAGAGGAUUAUUUUGGCAGUUAUGAAGUACUUCAUAUCGGCUCAGCACGCUCACAAGCUUUCGUAUGAUGAUAUCAAAUAGAUUGCUAGUUUCUUAUUUCGCAAUGAUGAUAAACGAUUCAAAGGUUUGAUAACUUCACCUUUCCAAGAUCACUGUUUCAGUUAUGAAAAAUUAAUGCACAUGCGGUAGGCAAAUAAUAAAACGUGGAAAUGCUAAAAAAAACAAAAAAACAGUAAGCUUUGGCUAAGAAGAUUCAGUAGAUCUGUUCAUCAAGUUGUGGAGAAAGAAGCAUCAUUAUAAUGUUUGGAGGGUUGCAUACUGACCUUGCCGAGGCGAUCUCAAGGCAUUGGGGCACUGGAUUGAGAGUGGUGGUUAGACAAGCUGUAUUUAAUUAGUGCAGUUUGGCAUAACAACCCCUGGAAUAGACGACUCCUUUCUCACGCAAGGCGUCACAAGUUCACUCACCUGAAACGCCCACGAGAUUACUGCUUGUGCUUUGUACAUAUUAAUGGAUAAGAUGUAUAAGAACUACUUGGAAAGCAUCUCUGAAAGAGAAGAACCCAAAACGUUCACAGCGGAGUGGCGCAAGCAAGCAGAGCUUUUUAGUCCUUAGUUACACCAGUGGUCUCUCACCCUUCACUUUGAUCUUACCAUAUUGAUAUUUAUAUACGCAUAAUGUUUUUUUUCUAGUUCAAUUUUGUUUAAACCCAUUCAGCUAUUAAUUCACGGUCUAUAAACAGUUAAAAAUCGAUGUCAAAUAUAAUAUUGUACUAGAGCCUCGUUUUCAUGCUAACCAACCAGUGGGUCAAAUUUUUACCUUAAAUUAUACAAAUUAGGGGGCGAAUCCCAGGUGGAUCCAUAGCUAAAAUUAAUUACCUAAUGUAUCUCUACCUUUCUGCCAAAUUUGAUGCUUUUACCAUAAAUCCCACAAUUUUCACAACAAUCUGCUGGACUAUUUGUCCAGCGCAACGCCGCGCAUUUUAUGAGAGUUAAAGACGAGGAACACCCUAACAGCUUAACGUCACGCCUAUAUACUUUUACGAAAGUAAUGCAUCGUAUACACAUCACAAUCGUAUUUUGUACAAUAUUGAUCUUUUUGGGAUAUGCAAUACAAUCGGUGACAAUAUUAGUUUCCGAUUAGUUAAUUAAGACACUUCAAUUACAAGGACAUUUCUGACGUUUUGCCGACAUAAUCUACUUCUAAAGCGACAAAUAAAGCUUUACCUCACCCACGCCCUCUAAACAAUGUUGUUCCCUUACUGCUCAAGAAGGAAACGACAAACAACCUUAUUUUGAACGGAGGGGGUAGAGAAGGGUACAGCCUGGGGGGGAGCAGAUUGUUUUAUUCUCCAAAAUAUACCCCAUUCUCAACAAUUUUGUUUGUCAGUGUUCACUAAACGAUAAUACAAGUUGUCAGUAUGCGAAGAAUCCUGAUCCUAAAGAGAGACGCAAGACGACGAUAUUUAGGCUUAUACCCAGCUUACAUGCUUUAGGUAACUUAUCAGUUGGAUUUCACUUGACUUCGAAAACAUAUUCAGAACUGGGGAUGCAAGUUUAAGCCACUACGUUGCUUUGAAUAUGGUUUAAUUUAUCAAGGGUUAUUGAAAAGAAAAAGAACUCAAGAAAUUUAAGGGCUCGAGUAGCUGUUUCUUUAGAAGCAAAUUAAUUUUAAUGAAGUGAGUGCCCUCUUAUUGGUCAGAGUAGAUACUGAGAUCUGUUAUUGGUCGCUGAAUAAAAAUACCCAGAUUGUCUUCCAAAAUCGUCAUUUAGUACUUGCAAUAUGCAACAAGUCACGAGGGCUUUGUUCACUAGCUCUUGAGAUGGAGCGCGAAACCAUUAAGCGCAACCACCAGCCAAAAUUGGGGAUAAGGACUGCAAUAUCUAAUAUUUGUAUUUUCUGUAUGGUUGCUUGAAGCGACGUACAUGUACAGGUAUCUCUGAUUAUUGUUUUUGAGUGCAAUGUUGUUCUGUCUGUUCAGACAAUAUCAUGCACAGAAUAUUUAGCAACUUCUUUUUACCUUGGUAACAAAAGCUUGCGAUGACAAACGCUUAUGUGUAGACUAUUCACGGUCUCCUAUUUUUCCGUAAGGUCGUCGGGAUCGAGCGUUUUACAUUGAAACCAAGAUUCCUGCCCAUAAGGGUGGAUGCCCCAGGAGUUGUACUGCGGAUUUCAAGUGACGGGGGAUGAUCGAAUGGGACAAAAAUCAAAACCCAAAAAAAUCCCUAGGACUUCCUACAAAACCUCAAAAAAAUCCCACCCAGGGCUGGGUGUUCGAUCCCGACGAUCUUAAACGGAAAAAUAGGGGACUGUGAACAGUUUACCUAGGUAAAAUGCGAGUACAAAAGGUGGAUCGUAGGCAGCCUUUUUUCCUCCAGCUAAGUUGACAAGGAACUGAGUCAAAGUACUAGGUGGGUGGUGUGAAGAUUGAUGUUUGUUUGUGUGGGGUGGACACAAGAAGAGGAUUAGGGGGGGGAAGAGGGGGCGGCCCCCCCCCCCCCCCCCCCUGAUUUUACCUACGGUUUUCUAAAACAACUGGUAUUCUGCAAAAAAAAAAAAAAAACUAUGUGGUUUAUUGGUGUUGAACUAGAGCAAGAGACGAGUGCACCCCCCUCCUAAAAAAAAUCCUGCAUGCGCCCCUGAGUGCGUUUGGUCAUGUAUGCUUUGUGAUAUAAUCAGUAUUCAAGAGAAAAGCGCGCGGAAUACGUAAUGACUUUUCAUGACACCUGUGUUUACUUAACCUUGAGCGAAAUACUGAGUCGACUUUUUAACUUUUUUUUUAACUUUAAUAUAUUUUCCAUCUAGUUAUUUACUCUGCUGUAAAACUCAUUUGAGUUGAAAGAAUCGCCGAAUGUAUAUUUGAACUACAUUAACAUAUCGAGAACACAUAUAAGCGAGCUUGUACAUUGUUCAAUUUGAAUUACUUGAGUUGUCUACGAGUUAACUUCGUGAGAAGAUUAAACAUACUUGAAGAGUUCCAGUCCUGUCGAAGUCAUUUCUGCUAAUUUGCUCUACGGACAAGUUACUAACGACCCUGUGCUUCUGGCAUUGUUUGUGACGUUAGCCGCGCAGUCCAGCGAAGUGUUCUACCAAGCUUUAGUCCCAUUCCGUCCUUCAGUUAUUCCAAAUCGCCCCGUCAAUUAUCGUUCGAUUUUAGUCCAGCAGAUUGGUGCAGAAUUUUAGAUGAAUUGUGGGAUUUAUGGUAAAAGCAUCAAAUUUGGCACACAGGUAGAGAUAAGUUGGGUAAUUAAUUUUAGCUGAGGACCCACCUGGGAUCCGCCCCCUAAUUUGUAUAAUUUAAGGUAGAAAUUUGACCCACUGGUUGGUUAGCAUGAAAACGAGGCUGACUCGAAACUUGCAUGUUAGCGUGUCAGGGUAUUGUAUAUGAGAAGCAAUAAUGCUCACAAAUGAUAAUUGAUAGCCAAAAAGGUUUUCAUAGCAAGAAAUGGGGCAAAAGAGGAUUAUUUUGGCAGUUAUGAAGUACUUCAUAUAGGCUCAGCACGCUCACAAGCUUUCGUAUGAUGAAAAUAAAUUGCUAGUUUCUUAUUUCGCAAUGAUGAUAAACGAUUCAAAGGCUCAAUAACUUCACCUUUCCAAGUUCAUUUUCAGUUAUGAAAAAUUAAUGCACAUGCGGUAGGCAAAUAAUAAAACGUGGAAAUGCUAAAAAAAAAAUAAAUAAAUAAGCUUUUGCCAAGAAGAUUCAGCAGAUCUGUUCAUCAAGUUGUGGAGAAAGAAGCAUCAUUAUAAUGUUUGGAGGGUUGCAUACUGACCUUGCCGAGGCGGUCUCAAGGCAUUGGGACACUGGACUGAGAGUGGUGGUUAGACAAGCUGUAUUCAAUUAGUGCAGGUUGGCAUAACAACCCCUGGAACAGACGACUCCCUUCUCAAGCAAGGCGUCACAAGUUCACUCACCUGAAACGCCCAUGAGAUCACUGCUUGUGCUUUGUACAUAUUGAUGGAUAAGAUGUAUAAGAACUACUUGGAAAGCAUCUUUGAAAGAGACGAACCCAAAACGUUCACAGUGGAGUGGCGCAAGCAGGCAGAGCUUUUUAGUCCUUAGUUACACCAGUGGUCUCUCACCCUUCACUUUGAGCUUACCAUAUUGAUAUUUAUAUGCAUAAUGUUUUUUUUCUAGUUCAAUUUUGUUUAAACCCAUUCAGCUAUUGAUUCACGGUCUAUAAACAGUUAAAAAUCGAUGUCAAAUAUAAUAUUGUACUAGAGCCUCGUUUUCAUGCUAACCAACCAGUGGGUCAAAUUUUUACCUUAAAUUAUACAAAUUAGGGGGCGAAUCCCAGGUGGAUCCAUAGCUAAAAUUAAUUACCUAAUGUAUCUCUACCUUUCUGCCAAAUUUGAUGCUUUUACCAUAAAUCCCACAAUUUUCACAACAAUCUGCUGGACUAUUUGUCCAGCGCAACGCCGCGCAUUUUAUGAGAGUUAAAGACGAGGAACACCCUAACAGCUUAACGUCACGCCUAUAUACUUUUACGAAAGUAAUGCAUCGUAUACACAUCACAAUCGUAUUUUGUACAAUAUUGAUCUUUUUGGGAUAUGCAAUACAAUCGGUGACAAUAUUAGUUUCCGAUUAGUUAAUUAAGACACUUCAAUUGCAAGGACAUUUCUGACGUUUUGCCGACAUAAUCUACUUCUAAAGCGACAAAUAAAGCUUUACCUCACCCACGCCCUCUAAACAAUGUUGUUCCCUUACUGCUCAAGAAGGAAACGACAAACAACCUUAUUUUGAACGGAGGGGGUAGAGAAGGGUACAGCCUGGGGGGGAGCAGAUUGUUUUAUUCUCCAAAAUAUACCCCAUUCUCAACAAUUUUGUUUGUCAGUGUUCACUAAACGAUAAUACAAGUUGUCAGUAUGCGAAGAAUCCUGAUCCUAAAGAGAGACGCAAGACGACGAUAUUUAGGCUUAUAACCAGCUUACAUGCUUUAGGUAACUUAUCAGUUGGAUUUCACUUGACUUCGAAAACAUAUUCAGAACUGGGGAUGCAAGUUUAAGCCACUACGUUGCUUUGAAUAUGGUUUAAUUUAUCAAGGGUUAUUGAAAAGAAAAAGAACUCAAGAAAUUUAAGGGCUCGAGUAGCUGUUUCUUUAGAAGCAAAUUAAUUUUAAUGACUUGAGUGCCCUCUUAUUGGUCAGAGUAGAUACUGAGAUCUGUUAUUGGUCGCUGAAUAAAAAUACCCAGAUUGUCUUCCAAAAUCGUCAUUUAGUACUUGCAAUAUGCAACAAGUCACGAGGGCUUUGUUCACUAGCUCUUGAGAUGGAGCGCGAAACCAUUAAGUGCAACCACGAGCCAAAAUUGGGGAUAAGGACUGCAAUAUCUAAUAUUUGUACUUUCUGUAUGGUUGCUUGAAGCGACGUACAUGUACAGGUAUCUCUGAUUAUUGUUUUUGAGUGCAAUGUUGUUCUGUCUGUUCAGACAAUAUCAUGCACAGAAUAUUUAGCAACUUAUUUUUACCUUGGUAACAAAAGCUUGCGAUGACAAACGCUUAUGUGUAGACUAUUCACGGUCUCCUAUUUUUCCGUAAGGUCGUCGGGAUCGAGCGUUUCUCAUUGAAACCAAGAUUCCUACCCAUAAGGGUGGAUGCCCCAGGAGUUGUACUGCGGAUUUCAAGUGACGGGGAUGAUCGAAUGGGACAAAAAUCAAAACCCAAAAAAAUCCCUAGGACUUCCUACAAAACCUCAAAAACCCAGGGCUGGGUGCUCGAUCCCGACGAUCUUAAACGGAAAAAUAGGGGACUGUGAACAGUUUACCUAGGUAAAAUGCGAGUACAAAAGGUGGAUCGUAGGCAGCCUUUUUUCCUCCAGCUAAGUUGACAAGGAACUGAGUCAAAGAAGGUAGGUACCGGAAAGUUGAAUCGAGGAAGCGAUGAUGAUGAUAUGCCUCAAACUUUCUUUUUUGCCGUGUUUAACUUAGUUUCUGAUUUUCUUUCACAGUGGGACCUAGUAUGCGAUCGAAGGCACCUAAAAGCUAUGACCCAGUCCGUUUACAUGGGAGGACUAUUGGUUGGUUCAGUGGCCUUCAGUACACUGUCUGAUCAUUUUGGUCGCAAGGUCGUAGUUUUCCUCAGUAUCUUAAUCAUGGUGAGUAUUGCACGAACCGUUUUUGAAAUGUAAUUGUUUGAAUUGUUUUUCGUGAAUAGCUGGAACCAAUGCCAUCAAACAGGUGACUUCGUAAUCUUACACUCUUUUUGUUUGACGUCAAAAGUUGGUGCACAAAGUUUAAGGCCACGUAAGAUGGGUGGAGGGAAUCAAAAUUUUCAUCCUUACGAUGAAAUAAAUAUUGGAUGAAGUUUAAACAUCGUUUAUCCACAAUACAAAGUGACACAAAAAAUACAUGCGUAAUUCGUGUUUGACAAACUCUUUCACUUGUCGGCAAAUUAAAAACGUAUUCACAUUAACCAAUAUUCUGUAACAUAUAUACACCAACUGUGGCCAGUUAGCAGGGGAGACAUAUUCAACGAAAUGAAAAACAAUAAAGUACUAACCACGAGGUGAGCUAAAAAAAAGAUUGAAUAAAUUGGAUCACUAUUAACAUGCACAGAAUUCUUGUCCAAGUUUUCGAUUGGCCUUGACUCGACUUGACGGCCACUUAAUAUCUCAUGAUACCAUGCCUGACAGCGAAAAAGCAUCCAUAAAAUGGCCUCUAGUUGUUUUUACAAAUCAUAAAAAGAAAUUAUCAAUGUUCGUGCACGGAAAAGUUCAGCAGUUAUUGCGCUAGCACUUCUUAGAUAUGAGAUGGUCCUAGCCACAAAUCAUAUAACGGCGCACUCGUAAAACGGAUCGCUUGUUAUCCGAAGUUUACUUGAAUAUAAUUAACUAAAGGUAUAGUACUAUCCAAGGAUUAUAGUACAGUCAACACUUGCUAAGAAGCGGACACCUCUGUGAAUGGCACUAUAUGUGUUCGUCUUAUAGAGAGUCAAUUAAAAGGAGGAAAAGAAAUCAUUGUAUGGCAGCCUACUCCUAUUGUUUCUGCUUUGUCUCUUGAGAGUGUGAGAAUUGUUAUUUGCUGUAAAUUUCAUAAGAGACCGAAAACGGCGGUAGCCUUUAAAACCUCAAUUUUGCUGGCAAAGCCUAAGGGUACCCCACUUUUCACAGGCGACGUUUUUCAAUAGGCGCGUUUCUGCAAUGUGCAUGGACCAACUCUAGGUGUCCGUUUUAAAGAGGUGUCCGUCUUAAAGAGAGUCAAAGAAUAUGACUGAAGAACGACAAGGACCAACUCAAGGUGUCCGUCUUAAAGAGGUGUCCGCUGAGAGGGUGUUGACUAUUUUACGUAUAUCUUUUUACCACAGGGUGUAGGUGGUACAGUUUCCGGCGUCGCCGACUGUCUUUCAUUGUUCUCAUUGUUUCGUUUCGUGACUGGAGCUGCUACAGCCGGCUGCCUUCUCGUUCGAUUCGUCUACUGCAUGGAGAUCAUACAAAUUGACCAACGUACUACCGCAGGGAUUGUAAACAACAUUUUUGUCAGCAUAGGCUUUUGUAUCCUGUCGUUCCUCGCUUAUCUUAUUCGUGACUGGAGGUAUCUUAUGCUGACUGUGUCUCUACCAGGACUUCCACUGCUUCUCUGUAUGUGGUAGGGAUGUUUUGCUUGUUGCUCCCUUACGAUGCAUGCUCACCAGAAAUCCCGACCAGAAGUAUAUAGCGGAAUAAGUAGCACGCAAUCAUUUUAAUCCUAAGGUGUCCGUAGGCUUCGAUAAGUUACAAGGGAGUUAAAGCAGCCGACGUUUUUGAGCGACGCAGGUCGACCGGAAGUUGACUUUUUGAGCUCUUGAGCAACGAUUUUGAACAAAUUUUUAGGCAAAUCGUUUCUGUAAGGGUAAAGACACUUAGCAAUACAAACUUGGUAGCGUCAAGGUAUUUAAAAAGAGGAAAAGGCUCACUUCCGGUUGACGUGCGUCGCUCGAAAUUGUCGCUGCUUAAGCAAUUCGCCACUUUAGAAACGAGAAGGAAGCUGGGCCGGGUUUACAUACGCAAAGACUUAUGGGUAUGUUGCUAGAGACGGGGGAAAAAAUUGACCAAUAGCUGAGCGGCGCGUCCCCAGUAACGAUCCUGGAAACAACUGCGGGACGUAUUUCGGCUCCAGUGCCUUUCUCGUCUCUAAAAAGGCGAAUAAAAGCCUAGGAAAAGUAACAAGGGUUGUGGGAAAUGCCUGGAAGUAACACGUGUAUUAGACUUUUCUCAAAAAAAUUAACUUCGUCAACUAAAUAUACGCCAGAGAUUUAAGGUUCAAAUUAACCUUUCUGGCCUUUAUCCCUUUUGAUCUUAUCGUUAUAAGCGGUCGGGGAAGAUCAAUAAAACCUCACCCUGUGAUAAAAAAAAAUGAUUUAAAACUAAAAGCUAUUUUCUACAUUUUUAUGCAAGGAUGUGUGAAACACAGCAACUAAAACCUAACGAUUUAGCUUCCUUUCCGACCGGUACUCGAAAAUAUAGCAUUAUCUGAUGGAGACGUAUGUGUUCCAUGGCCUGCACAACAUAAGUUCCUUAUUUAGCUUUUUCGGGAAGGUUUGGGAAUGAUAUUGACCUGGGCCAUUUUCAAAAACCAUUCUAAGAUUGCACUUGGUAAGCAAACAUCUUUUGUUCUGUUCGUUUAUUUCAAAGGAUUAUUCCAGAGUCCCCUCGCUGGUUGAUCGCCAAGAAUCGCCUGGACGAAGCUCAUGAGCUGCUAAUGAAAUAUGCCAAGAAAAAUCGAGUUGAUAUCGACUCAGCACAACUCAAACACGCCAUACAAGAGUUUAAGAAGGAAGAAGAAAAGAAUGGCAAUCAGAUUAAGAAAACCUAUGGUAUCCUAGACAUGAUCAGAACACCGAGGCUUAGGAAAAGAACUUUGAUUUGUGGAUUUAACUGGUGGGUCUGUAUAUAACUGUAAAUCUUCACAUGUGACUACUUUCUUGCUUUCGGCAGCGGCCAACUCAGUUCUGCGAUGACUUCUCAGAUGGACAAAACUACGGCGGAGAUCGAUCUCAGUUGCAAUGCUUUGUGCCUGUAUGUUGAGCGCACUUUAAGACUUGACCAACAGAAUUCCAAAUUUUUGGAUCCUUUUGAGUCUCUACACUGAGUUUCUGGUUCUCGUGCCGGUACCUCUAUGUAAACGCAAGUCAUUUGUUUAAUUACAUCCUCUCAAGGUGCAAUGAACUAGCUGCUCAUCUGAGAGCAAAUCUAAUGCAAUAGGCUUACCGCAAUAAUUCAAUCUUUCGAUUAAGCGCGCCCUAUUGUGUAAGUACCCUCAUUCCAAUACGCGCCCCUAUACAAGUAACAGCCCUUACUACAAUAAGAGCCCCUAUUCUUUUUCAGUGAUAGCACUGUUAGAGUACAUUUAUAUUGAGACCAAGUAGUGCAUCAAGCCAUAAGCAAAUCACGUGACAAUAAUCCCUAUGAUCGACGGAAUAACGUAUCGGACGAAGAAGAUAUUGACCUAAAAGCUUUGUUAUUGGUCAAAGCAACACUGAGGCUAUCGACGUUGAACAGUUGAACAGACUAGUGACAUUCAAAAUUCCUCACCAUUAUUUAGAGAAUAAGCGCCUUCCCUUGAAGUACCAUUAGUAAGUGAGCUCCCCGGGCGCUAAAUUGAAGCUUUAAGGUGACUCCCUAAUACCUCCUUCUUCCAGGUUCGUGAACGCCUUGGUGUAUUUUGGAAUCAACUUGAACGUGGGAAACUUGGCAGGAGACAUAUACCUCAAUUUCUUUAUCUUGUGCAUCGUUGAAAUUCCCGGAGCAUUGAUACUCAUGUUUUUAAUGUCAAGGUAGUGUUUGUGAUAGUGUAACCCAAAACUCCACAAAGCAAAAACAAUCGAAAUUAGCCAACAAAAUCCUUCACGGUGACAAUAAAAAGUGUCCAUGUCAGUGACUAAACAUCUUAUUGAGGAAGGAAAAUCGACAAUUAAAGUAGACUUGUGACUUGAAACUUUUAAAAGUAAUAAGGAGUUUUGGUGUUUUGCCGAAAUGUGCGUUGUUCCUAUGGUCCGUUACUGCGUUAGCUCAAAAUAGUUUAUCAGUAUCACUAAAAACCGCCCAAACCAAUAGUUUUUUUGGAGCAGUUGAUACCUACGAUUCAGUGGAAGAUUCAGAUCUUGAACUAAGUGGGGGCCACGCUCAUUCAGUGCCUAAGAUGAGAAGGGGGCUGGCCUCGAAAUAUUUUUUCCUCUCUCUGCGGGCCUUGGAUUUGCUUUAGAAUAACGUGUGGGCCCGAGUAUUUGGCCCUUCUAGAUCCGCCACUGCUAUUCCCUUGCUAGUGUCCAUUUACAAAAACAUGUGUCUGUUUUGUAACCGUAGAGAGCCGUUUUACAAAGAGAAUGGAGAAAACGGUUUGAUGCAUUUUUCCCUUUGCACCAGUCACAUGCAUUCUUCCAGGGUCUGUGUGUUCUGCUGUUUGCGCAUGUUUCAUAUGUUUAGCACCAGUUUCCUUCACCCCCCUCUCCAUUUUUUUCGCUAAGCAGAAUUGCUCGUGUUUUUAGCAUACAUUUAAUGCCAUUUCUCCGAGAUUUAUAGAUUUGCAGCUGUUGCUUUGAUUGUUCGUGAAUGACCAGCUGAGUGACACCAGUUUGCUUCUUUGCAGAUAUGGUCGUCGUAUUCCAUACGCUGCUUUCAUGAUCUUUGGAGGACUGGCAGGAAUGCUAGUACUAGCCGUUCCAUCUGAUGAAGGUAAAGAAAGGUUCACGUACUUUAGACGAGCAGUUCCAACUGACUUAAUGUAUAAAGAAUUUCGAAUUCCAUCUACAGCGACAGCGAGAAACCGAAUUUGUUUGCCAGUAAAUCACAACCAAAAAGUUUCUGUCUCUUUUCAUAUCCAAGUUCAGUGUUCUGUAUCACAAAAACAAAAACGCUACNGCUAGUGUCCAUUUACAAAAACAUGUGUCUGUUUUGUAACCGUAGAGAGCCGUUUUACAAAGAGAAUGGAGAAAACGGUUUGAUGCAUUUUUCCCUUUGCACCAGUCACGUGCAUUCUUCCAGGGUCUGUGUGUUCUGCUGUUUGCGCAUGUUUCAUAUGUUUAGGACCAGUUUCCUUUCCCCCCCCUCCAUUUUUUUCGCUAAGCAGAAUUGCUCGUGUUUUUAGCAUACAUUUAAUGCCAUUUCUCCGAGAUUUAUAGAUUUGCAGCUGUUGCUUUGAUUGUUCGUGAAUGACCAGCUGAGUGACACCAGUUUGCUUCUUUGCAGAUAUGGUCGUCGUAUUCCAUACGCUGCUUUCAUGAUCUUUGGAGGACUGGCAGGAAUGCUAGUACUAGCCGUUCCAUCUGAUGAAGGUAAAGAAAGGUUCACGUACUUUAGACGAGCAGUUCCAACUGACUUAAUGUAUAAAGAAUUUCGAAUUCCAUCUACAGCGACAGCGAGAAACCGAAUUUGUUUGCCAGUAAAUCACAACCAAAAAGUUUCUGUCUCUUUUCAUAUCCAAGUUCAGUGUUCUGUAUCACAAAAACAAAAACGCUACUAUCUCACUAACGUUUGAAAAUCAUGCAUUAAAUGCCAAUAACACACGAAAAUCAACCAAUCAGCUUCCAGAAUUUAACACAGCACAAAAAGUUAGAAUAGCAGUGCUAAUUAACUCAUCUCGUUUAUUGUUUGUUAGGAAUGCGGUUUAUUGUUACCAUACUGGCUGUUAUUGGCAAGGCCUGCAUCUUGGCAACAUUCCUGGGGAUUUAUGUCUUCACUGUGGAACUCUAUCCGACCAUCAUCAGGUAAGUAAACCUGAUUGCCUUUAUUUAAGGAUAAGCGCUCUUUAGUUCGGAAUACAGAGAAGCAUGAUAAUGCUUAGUAUCCUUGACUUCAAAAUAUGUAAGAGUGAAAAUAAAAUGUAGACCUAAUAGAAGACUUUCAAAUCUACAUAAAGCAAUUUUAUAAAAUUGUUGCUGAUGUCAUAAAAUUUAAAUUAAAUGGAUCUGUCCUACAUUUACCCCCCAUUUCGCAUUGCACGCAAUGCAAAAUAAACAGUAAAAAAGCAGCGAGUAAGAACCAAGUUUUUAAGAAUCUGCGAGGCUAAGAAUUACUAAGGGAAUAAUACUAUGAAUACGUACGAAUCUUAGGGCGCUUUCCAUUUGUCAGAAAUGACCGGCCAGCCCAUUCCCAUCUUAAUGAGAAUUUCACUCUUAAUCAAAACUAACCAUCCAGAUCAGUCAAAUCCAAAAUAUUAUACACAGAGGAGAUGAUUUUUCAGCUAAACCUCUUGGGAAAAGCCUAUUUUUUUUUCAUUGCCAGAAAGUCUGGUCUGGCCAUGGUCAGGCCGGCCAGUUCUGACUUUUGGAAAGCGCCCUUAGUAAGAAACACUAAGGGAAUCUUAGUAAGAAUAAGCAAGAAUCUCAAUAAGAAUUACUACGGGAAUCUUGAUAAGAAUAAGUGAGAUUGUUAAAUAUGUAGUAAGGAUAACUACGGGAGUCUUGGUAAGAAUCUAAGAGAGAAACACUACGGGAAUAGUAGUAAGAAUGUGUAAGAUUCUUAGUAAGAAUCACUAUGGGAAUCACAGUAAGAAUAGCCGGUAAGAAUCUCAGAGCGUUAAUCUUCCAGUGAGUACAUCUUCGAAAUCUCACGCUACCCUCCACAAUGUUAUUCCCUUAGGUCAAUAUCAUCAUUGUUAUUUCUUUGUAGGAAUACUGGCGUUGGUGUGUGUUCAAUGAUGGCUCGUUUAGGCAGUACUAUAACACCAUUCAUUGUGUUACUGGUUUGUAUCAUUAUUGCAUCAAAAACUCAUGAUUACAGUUUUUCCGUUAAAACCGCGCAUGCAGCCAUAUUACCUUUCCUCACUCUCAUGAUCAAAUAAGUGCCCCUCAAGAAAAAGCACUCACAAACUAACUUACUAGCAUAUAUGAAAUUCCCCCUUUUUCGCUUUAGUAAUCGUUAUUAUAUAUUGCAAGACAAGCUUCUUUCUUUUCGGAUGCAUAAUUGUUUACACGUUGACUAAAAUAACUAAACCAUCAAUGGCCAGCAUGGAUAUAAACUACAGAUUUCUCAUUCUUGAUUUGCGUGCUAUUUUUGUGCGCAUUAGUGCCAACAUAACGUUUUUAAUAGUUCGCCCGUCCUCCAUUCGUCCGAAACUUCAAAUAAGCCUCUGGCCUAGAGGAUUUCAUGAGGAAAUACAGUGAAGUUUUACUUUUGUUUCCUUUUAAGGCUGACCUUCCACUCUUGAGCAGAACACUACCGCUGGUGAUUUUUGGAAUUUUUGGGAUUCUCGCAGGCAUUUUGGCUCUCUGGCUCCCAGAGACACUUUACAGUCCCAUGGCCCAGACCGUGGAGCAAGCGGAGGAGUGGGACGAGGACUACAAGAUUUAUUGUUGCAGACAACACAUCCCCGCAAAGAAGGAAAAAAACAUUGAAAUGUCAGUUAAAGAGAAUGAAGCAAACGACUGUGAACAUGCUACAGUAUGA
Messenger RNA from Porites evermanni, 17051 nucleotides. The record is from the annotation of a GenBank genome assembly. NCBI's taxonomy places the organism in Eukaryota, Metazoa, Cnidaria, Anthozoa, Scleractinia, Poritidae.